CUUAUGUCCCAUACGUUAACUCAAACACUACACGGGAGAGGCUGGACCAGUCCUCCAGAGUAGCUGAAGUCUGCCAGACGAGCUUGUGUGUGUUAGCUGCCGACGCCUUCUGUAUCUUUGUGUGAGAUAAAAAAUGUUUACAAUUAUGAGACCAGCGGUGAGAGUGUGGGGGGUGGCAUCAAGCACUCCACCAUCUACGCGGAGGUCUUUCUACUUGGCGAGGACAUUAGGCUCGUAUAACAGUAUCCCGUCCUUCCCGCCCACUUCUACAUCAUUAUCAAGCGUGGGUGUGAGGGAGCUGAGCGAGAAGACCAGAUGGUUGGGGCAGCUAAACCUCAAUUCUCGCCUGUACUUCGAGGCACACAAGGUGGGCGUAAAACACUCUAGUAUGGUGAACAACAUAAUCACGGCACGACCUAUCCACCACCAGAACAUGGUCGAUACCCUCCUUCAUCUCUGCAAGAAGAUACCCAUCCUGAGGGUGAACAUAAAGCCACGAGGCGGACAACCCUGGUACUACGAAGACGAACACAUCAACUUAGAUUUUCAGGUAAAUAUUAAAGGUGACUGAUCAAGUGGGUCUCAACCCUAAAGGACCAUAACCAAACAUGAUCAUUAGGACUGGAGUCUAGUGUUUAAAAC
This is a messenger RNA of Homarus americanus (American lobster), 642 nucleotides long. RefSeq lists its product as uncharacterized. The transcript is spliced from 4 exons. The record is from RefSeq and is a predicted model, not a curated record. Bases 134 to 571 code for a protein of 145 amino acids. Lineage: Eukaryota; Metazoa; Arthropoda; Malacostraca; Decapoda; Nephropidae.